Durusdinium trenchii is the source of this 1716-nucleotide messenger RNA. The record is from the annotation of a GenBank genome assembly. Lineage: Eukaryota; Dinophyceae; Suessiales; Symbiodiniaceae.
AGGCCCUUUAUUCAAAGUUUGGCAAUGUAAGCUCACGCACAUCUUGUGAGAUGAGUCUGUGCUCAUGGCUUCCUUCUGUCGCUCCAGGCUGCACCUGUGGCAGAGCCUGUUCAUUUUGGAACUCUGGCAGACAAGGUCAGCCACCAGCCAAAACGCAGAGGUAGUGGUGACCUUUGCGGAAAAGACAGAUGCUUCUCCGUGGCAACCCGAGAAGUUUCUCGAAGUCUCCUACAGCGAGGUCUUGCAGCCCUUGGUGAAUGUAUCGGUCGGAGGACAGUGGCUGCAGCUGGUCUACGACAGUUCCUCAGCUUAUGCAGUAGCCUUCAUGAAAGAGUAUGAUGCGUGCUUGCCAAAGAACUUGUCAUCAUGCUACUCUUACAAGGCGGCGGAAAAGCACGGUGGUUUGCAUGUUUGUGAGGACAACAACGACCCAAAGGUGGUUUGUGAUCUCAAGAGGAAGGCAAAGUUUCUUUGUGAGAAGUACGCAGCCAACCUGUCCAGCACCACCACUCACAGUGAUGGUUUGGUUAUUGAUGGCCUGGAAUACAAUCAGCAAGGUCUUGAGGCUUUGGAUCAAGUGCAGCUGGAGGUCCACGCAACAGAAAAGCAGAUCAUGAGCUGGUCCUUUGUUCCCGUCCGGUUGCUGGUGAACAAUCUCACCGCCUCCAAGGCACCAGAUCGGGGGACUGCGAACCUCGAGCUGUUCAAAGGAGCAGACGGAAUCCUUGGCAGCUCUGGUCCUACGCUGUCGUGCCGCAAUACGACGCUAUGGAACUUGCUCCUGCAGAAGCUGAAUGUUACGAGCUUUUUCCUCGAUUUCCAUCCUCCUCAAGCUUCCAUUUUCAGCGACUCAUCCCCAAGCCGAAUCGUUUUCAAUGAGGUGGAUCCUGCUGCGGAGAAUGAGUUGUUGUGGAGUCAGCCAAAGCAGACUGGCGACAUGAUCAACGAUGCCAUGCAUGAAAUGCUGAUCUAUCAUCCAAAGGUCUGUGGCAUUGACCUGCUCUACAAUGCAUCAUCGAAUUGGCUGACGAUCCUUGACACUUCCGGGCCAUGUUUGGCAUUUCCGCCCUUCCUGUUCGACCGCUUGAUGACUCACAUCCCAGUGCAGUGCCCUUUCAAGCGCGGCGAAAAGUCUUAUGGCCGUCUUUGCUCUCCACAGGCAGGCCAAAGAGAUAAACUGCCUAUGUUGAGCUUUCAGCUGGAAGACUCAAGGGAGCCAGAACCUUCAUCCAUCCACCUGGCCUUGGAGCGCCUGAUCUUCAGGAACUCCUCUGGGCAGGAACUGCUUUGUGUUUCCAGACAAGACACCAAUACGGAGGGCACACCUGCGGACAUGAUGUAUUCGCACAUUGCUUUCGGGUCCAUGGUGGCCUCUGCACUACACAUCGUAGUUGACUUGCAGAAUGCGACAAUGGGUCUAGCUUCCAAAGGCGAUCCAGCGGCUGAGAGCUCACAGGCUGGUUGUGCAAAACAACCAACUUGCGUCGGCAUGCAGAGCUUCUUUCCUCCUCUCAACCUUUGUGAGGACCCUCCUUGCUACCGUUACCUCUUCAUGAUCGUUGACCAAGAGACCAAAACUUGCCGCUGGAGAUCUCCCAUCCCCUUGCUCUUCACACUCCUGCUGGUCUUGUUAGUGGUCCUGGACCUGGCUAGCCACAGGCUCUACAAGCAAGCAAUCCAGCGAGCCAGGGAGUACAACCAAUGAAGGGCGCAAAA